UCCAGCCGCGGAAGGAGAGAUAUGGGCGGGAAGUAGCAUUUGGGGACAGAGCGCGAGAAGCUCAAACGUCGGCGCCUUCUGCCAAAAUCUAAUCAUUUAUAUCACUCACUCACUGACUCAUCUCUCUCCCUCUCUCUCUCUCUCUAUCCAUUCAUCAAUUCUCAGUGUUAUUAGACUAACGUUCAUCAACAGUCGAAGCUCAAAGACUCUACUACCAUGGCGGACGCUUCCAACUACGCCAGAUUUCUUAACCCAUGGGUCCUCCAUCACCAGAAAUUGGGUCUCGAGCUCAAGUGCCCUCUCUGCCUCAACCUGCUUAAUCGACCAACCUUGCUCCCCUGCAAUCACAUCUUCUGCGAUUCAUGCGUACCGAGAUUGACCCAUUUUGGAUCCGAGUGCCCUGUCUGUAAACAACAGUACUCUGAUCGAGAUGUAAGACCAGCACCUUACAUGGAAAAUUUGGUAGCCAUUUAUAGAAGUUUGGAGGCUACUUUCAGCGCCAGUCUCUUUCAGUCUCUUACUUCUGAUGGUUUUCUAAUUCUUGCAGAUGCGGGAAGGGUGCCUCUGCAAUCCCCCAUUUCACUUAACACAAAUGUUGAUAAUCAAUCAAAGGAAUCGGUUGAAACACCUCAAGAGGGAAACUCUAGCAAUGGGCAGUGCAUCUCUUCAUUAACAGCUAAUAAACGAGUUCGGGCUUCACUUAACCACUCUGUUGAAGAAGGGAAUAAGUUGACUGGGAAAUCUGACAAAUCUACACUGCUAACCACUAGUAACAUGGAAAAAUUUCAGAAGCGAGAUGCAGGUGAAGUGGUUUUCCAUGGUGGAGAUAAGUUGGUUUCUCCACACUAUUUUGGUUGGGCGAGAGGUGCAACAAAUGAAGAGCUUGUUACACCAGAAAUAGAUAUUAAUCAAGUGUUACAAUUGUCACCAGUCAGCCCUCCUUCCGUUGAUGCCAAAGACGUAAACGACGAUAGCAGUGAUCCAGGCAGCAGAAAUGAUAGUACAGAAAAACAUCCAGCCAAGAGAUCAGUUGAAAACAACUCUAAUGAUAAGGCAGGAGGUGACAGAACUUCACCUAGUGCUGGAGAUCAUACCAGGGAUGUCAAAAGACAAAAGAAACUGAACUAUGGUUUGUUUGAUAUGGGUGUGAAAAUUGAUGGUUGCACUCAACCAAAUGUAGCAGUUUCAAAAUUGGAAUCAAAAUUUGAAAAUCUCUCUGGUGCGAAGGCACCUACAAUUUCAGAUUUAUGCGAUGCAAAUAAAAGUAUUUGUGCCUUUUGCCAGUGCUCUGGGCUUACUGAUAGAACUGGGCCUAUGUUGCAUUAUGUCAAUGGAAAGGAGGUUGCAGGAGAUGCAGCAACAAACACCAGUGCUAUACAUGUUCACAAGAUAUGCAUUGAAUGGACACCUCAAGCUUAUUUUGUCGGUGAAACAGUUAAAAAUUUGAAGGCAGAAGUGGCAAGAGCAUCAAAGCUAAAGUGUUCUAGCUGUGGGCUGAAAGGAGCAGCUCUUGGUUGCUUUGUGAAUUCUUGUCGCAAAAGUUAUCACGUGCCUUGUGCGGUUGAAAUCAUUGGAUGCAGAUGGGACUUUGAGGACUUUCUAAUGCUGUGCCCAAGUCAUUCCUCAGUCAAGUUUCCUCGUGAGAAGUCCAAGAAUGGGAAGCAUGCCAGUGAAAAACAGCAUUUUGUGCCAACAGAAACAACCUCGAAGCAGUCCAACUUUUGGGGAGCCUCUCCUAAUGGAGUGAAAAAAUGGGUUUUUUGUGGAUCUGCUCUGUCUGCUGAAGAAAAGUAUCUUUUGGUGAAGUUUGCCAACAUUUGUGGUGCAACUGUGUCCAAGUUUUGGAAGCCAAAUGUUACUCAUGUCAUUGCUGCCACAGAUGCGAAGGGUGCAUGCAGCAGGACGCUGAAAGUUCUCAAGGCAAUUUUGAAUGGGAGAUGGAUCCUCAAGACGGACUGGAUAAAAGCAUGCAUGGAAGCUAUGCAACCUGUGGAUGAAGAACCUUAUGAAGUUAGUCUAGACAAUCAUGGCUGUUGUGACGGCCCCAGAACUGGCAGACUAAGGGUCUUAAAUAAUGUGCCAAAGCUCUUCAAUGGCUUAAAUUUCUACUUCACUGGGGACUUCAUACCAGGUUAUAAGGAUGAUCUUCUAGAUUUGGUUAUCACUGCAGGCGGUACUGUCAUCGAGAGCAAGGAACAGUUAGUCGCACAAGGUCAAGAUACCCAAACAACUUCUUCAGGAACUCUAGUUGUUUAUAACAAUGACACCAUGCAAGGGCGCAGAUUGGAAGAGGAAGGUUCUGUUGUGUUGCAAAGACUAGAAGUAGCAGAAAGGUUGGGUGAUGAAAUUGGGUCUCAGGUCAUCAUCGCACACACAUGGCUGUUGGAAUCAAUUGCUGCAAGUAAGCUGCAGCCUUUUGGUUGCUAACUAAUCUGCAGAUUUUUGUUAUGAAAAGUUUUGAUGACAGAUUUGUUAAAGCCUGGUCUGCUUGGUUUUGCAUCCUAAAUUAUGUAAGAUACAUUUUUUGAUCCAUAUUCUAUGUUAAUGUUGGAAAUGUGUCCACAUUUAUUAGUUGGUUAUGGGUUCUCAUCCCCCUUUGUUAUUUAAUCUUGCUUGCCUAUUUGUUUAGGGCUUUUUAGC
Messenger RNA from Camellia sinensis, 2640 nucleotides. RefSeq names its product breast cancer associated RING 1 (gene BARD1). Gene Ontology annotation, molecular function: ubiquitin-protein transferase activity. Gene Ontology annotation, biological process: positive regulation of transcription by RNA polymerase II; double-strand break repair via homologous recombination. Lineage: Eukaryota; Viridiplantae; Streptophyta; Magnoliopsida; Ericales; Theaceae. The record is from RefSeq and is a predicted model, not a curated record. Gene Ontology annotation, cellular component: BRCA1-A complex; BRCA1-BARD1 complex.